Molecule: messenger RNA, 2247 nt
Organism: Gastrolobium bilobum
Lineage: Eukaryota; Viridiplantae; Streptophyta; Magnoliopsida; Fabales; Fabaceae
Product: beta-galactosidase 17
Exons: 19
Coding region: 65-2140 (691 amino acids)
Biological process (GO): carbohydrate metabolic process
Cellular component (GO): vacuole
Molecular function (GO): beta-galactosidase activity
Source: RefSeq, a predicted model, not a curated record
UUGGUGUUGUGGCUACAUAAAUGAGAAUCGGAGUGAAGAAGCUUCAGCUUCGAAAUUGUUGGUGAUGGUGAAGAAGCGAAGCUCCAAAGCGACCCUUUUAUCGAUCUUCAUCUCUUUCAUUGUUUUCUGUGCCCUUGUUCCUGUUUUCGUUUCUCUUCCUUCUCUCCCCUCUCACCAUGCCCAUCAUUCUAAUCACAAGAAAGUUAACAUGAAGUUUGAGAUUGACAACGAUAGGUUCUGGAAAGACGGUGAACCUUUUCAGAUCAUUGGUGGUGACCUGCAUUAUUUUCGAGUGCAUCCAGAGUACUGGGAAGAUAGAUUGUUAAAAGCCAAGGCAUUGGGCUUGAACACGAUUCAAACAUAUGUUCCUUGGAAUCUGCAUGAACCAACACCGGGAGAGCUUGUUUUUGAGGGUUUUGCAAACAUUGAAUCAUUCCUCAACCUUUGUCACAAACAUGGUUUCCUUGUGAUGGUUCGAGCCGGACCAUACAUAUGUGGAGAGUGGGAUUGGGGCGGUUUCCCAGGUUGGUUCGCUUCCCUGAACCCAUCCCCCAAACUAAGAUCUACUGAUCCUACUUUUCUUCAACUGGUUGAAAGAUGGUGGGGUAACCUGCUUCCAAAAUUUGUUCCUCUCCUGUAUGACAACGGAGGCCCUAUAAUAAUGGUUCAGAUUGAAAAUGAAUAUGGUUCUUAUGGAGAUGACAAAGUAUAUCUCCAUCACCUAGUUACUAUGGCUAGAGGUCAUCUCGGGCAUGAUGUUAUUUUAUAUACUACAGAUGGAGAGACCAGGGAAUUACUUGAGAAGGGAACUAUUCGAGGAGAUGCUGUCUUUUCAGCUGUUGACUUCGGUCCUGGCUCUGACACUUGGGCGAUAUUCAAGUUACAAAAGGAGUUCAAUGCCCCAGGAAAAUCACCACCAUUGAACACCGAAUUCUACACUGGGUGGCUUACACACUGGGGAGAAAAAUUUGCGAGGACUGAUGCUGAGCUUACAGCAGCUGCUCUUGAAGAAAUUUUGCGGAAAAAUGGUUCUGCAGUCCUCUAUAUGGGGCAUGGUGGGACAAACUUUGGAUUUUAUAAUGGAGCAAAUACUCAUGCAGACGAGGCUGACUACCAGCCUGAUCUCACUUCAUAUGAUUAUGAUGCACCAAUUACGGAAGCUGGUGAUGUUGACAAUUCAAAAUUCAAUGCUAUUCGAAGGGUUAUAGCCCGAUAUAGCUCAGUACCUCUUCCAUCUGUUCCUCCUAGUAAUGGAAAGACUAGUUACGGAUCAAUUCACUUACAAAGAAAAGCUUUCUUAUUUGACAUGUUUGAUUUCACCAGUUCCACCAAUGUGUUUGAAUCUGAAAAUCCAAUGUCAAUGGAGUAUGUGGGCCAGUUGUUUGGUUUUUUAUUGUACGUUACUGAAUACAAAGCAAAGAGAGGCGGAAGUAUUUUGUUCAUACCAAAGUUGCAUGACAGAGCUCAAGUAUUUAUCUCAUGCCCUUCUGAAGAGAGUGAUUCAAGGCCAACUUAUGUUGGUACCUUGGAAAGAUGGUCAAAUAACAAACUCAGCCUUCCUGAAUUUAAAUGCCAUUCUAACAUCAACUUACUUAUUCUGGUUGAAAACAUGGGUCGUGUAAAUUACGGGCCUUUCAUCUUUGAUAGCAAGGGCAUUCUGUCCUCUGUUUAUCUGGACGGGAAAAGUGUACAUGGAUGGAAAAUGUACCCUGUUCCUUUGCACAACCUGAAUGAAGUGCAAACUUAUAAUCCUAUCAAGAAGGCUGCAUAUUCUGCAUUCAAUGAAGUAUCAGCAUCCACAAAAAGAUUGGUUUAUAAGUCUGAGAAUACUUCAACAGAACCUGCUUUUUAUUCUGGCGAUUUCUUCAUUGAUAAAUCAAGUCAGAUCAAGGAUACGUUUAUAUCAUUCAAAAAUUGGGGAAAAGGAAUUGCUUUUGUUAAUGACUUCAACCUAGGAAGAUAUUGGCCUUUGAGAGGACCACAGUGCAACCUCUACGUUCCUGCUCCAGUCCUUAGGCAAGGAGAUAAUUUUUUGGUAAUACUCGAGUUGGAACAUCCAGACCCUGAACUUUUGGUACACACAGUUGAUGGGUCAGACUUUACAUGCGGCUAUAGUCAGUUGAAUGUCCAUCAGAUGUAAUAUCGUAUCAUAAAAUUAUGCUGACCUUUGAAAAUGUAUGGAAGAUUGUUCUUGGAAAUCGAAUUAAAAUAUAAGGUAGAGAGUUGUGGUUUAUAUUUAGUAUAAGU